AGUUUGAACAGCUUGUCGUGUUGGAAAUCAAUAAAAUGUGGCAAGCAAAUAUAGAACGUUGUUUCCGUUGUUUUCUUUUGUAGCUAUGUUUUAUUCAACAACUGUCUGUGAAUUCUGUGGAUUAAUAAAAAUAAUAGUUGUUACCUUAAUCCAACCAGUGCAGUGUCAGAUGUAUUCAAAGAGUUUAUUAUGGUUAAUUCAAUUUGUUGUCCCAUUUGUACUCCUCCAAUUGCCUUCUUUAAUUGACUGUAAUCCCAGUCCCAUUGUUGGAGGUCGGAUUGUUGAGUUUUCUGAAAUUUCUAGGUUCUCCUACAUAGUUUCCCUGCAGGACCGGAAACAGUUCGACAAUGGCUCUGUUCAAUUCAAGCACUUUUGUGGAGGAAGUCUUAUAAGUUCAUCGUGGAUCUUGACAGCUGGACAUUGUAUUCAUUACAAGAAGCCCAAAGAAAUUGUUGCACUCAUCGGGGUUUUAAACUUAAAAUCAAAUGACGUGGAUCGUCGUGAAAUCGAUGCUUUCAAAGUGAUGGAUUUUGUUCCAUCAAAUUUAAAAAAUGACAUCGCUUUGGUACGCCUAAAGGCUCCAGUUUCGCUGUUGACGGAAAGUAUAUCAAUCGGAGUAGUUCCGAGAGUGGGAAUGAAAGCAAGUCGAAAAAAGCCUUGCCAAGUAAUCGGAUAUGGAGCUGAUAAAUAUGGUGGCUUGAUUCAAGACAGUUUGAAGAUUGGAGAAGUUUAUGCAAUUUCUAGGCAAAGCUGCAAACGGAUAUUGGGGAAAAUUAUGGCACCUCAGCAAGGUGAUUAUACUGUAUGUGGACUUGGUGAAUCAGAAGACAGUUGUCAGGGUGAUUCCGGUGGACCUCUAAUCUGUUCUGUCCAUGGAAGAGACUAUAUCUUCGGGAUUGUAUCGCACGGCAUAACUUGUGGUCAAGCUGGCGUGCCAAGUAUUUAUACGGUUACAAUUCCCUACAAACAAUGGAUAGAUAAAAUAAUUACAAAGAAAAUAAAACAAACAACUUAAACAUUGCAUACAAAAAAAAUGUAUUUAAAUAUAACGUACAUAAUACAAUACAUAAUAUAUUUUUUAAAAUA
Messenger RNA from Eupeodes corollae, 1086 nucleotides. Its product is annotated as chymotrypsin-like elastase family member 1. Bases 86 to 1015 code for a protein of 309 amino acids. Gene Ontology annotation, molecular function: serine-type endopeptidase activity. NCBI's taxonomy places the organism in Eukaryota, Metazoa, Arthropoda, Insecta, Diptera, Syrphidae. The transcript is spliced from 6 exons. The record is from RefSeq and is a predicted model, not a curated record. Gene Ontology annotation, biological process: proteolysis.